This is a messenger RNA of Nerophis lumbriciformis (worm pipefish), 5815 nucleotides long. RefSeq names its product FERM and PDZ domain containing 1b (gene frmpd1b). NCBI's taxonomy places the organism in Eukaryota, Metazoa, Chordata, Actinopteri, Syngnathiformes, Syngnathidae. The record is from RefSeq and is a predicted model, not a curated record. Gene Ontology annotation, cellular component: cytoskeleton. Gene Ontology annotation, molecular function: protein binding.
GAGGAGGGGUGGAGGAUUACACGGAGACAAGCAGUCCCAUCCAGCACAUAGACGCCCCCCACCGCCACCUUUAACAUCAUCAUCCUCACCCGGACGCCGCGGAUAUUUCCCGGGGGAGAAACGCGGUCGCCACUGGAGCCUCCGUGGGGCUCCACGCUACGGUCUGUGUGCCUCCUCUUCCCACCACGAGGUGGCUACACCAGACUGGGACCGAUGAUCACGAGGGUCCCCCUCCACCUCCUUUCAGCCAAUCCUGGAGGGUCCGCAGAGUGGAUGUCUCAGAGGUGGAGUGGAUGUUUGUGUUGUGGCGUCCUGAAGAGGCAAGCUUCAUCGCGAUAAAUGGAGGAGAAGGAGCGAUGUCGGAGCAGGUCUCCAGCGCGGAGGGCAAGCAGAGUGCAGCAGGUGGUGGGAACCAUAAUACGUCGCACCAGAGAAUCACUGAGCAGGGAGCGGUUGCUAGGAGACGGGAGGUCGCAACGCUCCAACAGCCUGUCCAAUCAGAAUUACCAAGCCAAGCUGUCCCUGCAGAUUACCAGGGAUCCUGUUCUGGACCGCAGUACCGGACACGGCUUCAUCCUCACCACAAACCCGCCCCUGCAGGUCAGGGAUGUGGCCACAGGGAGUCCUGCAGAUGGCAUCCUCUACCCUGGGGACCAGGUGUUGCAGAUUAAUGAUACAACGUUGGAGGAUUUGAGCGCUGAUCAGAUAGAAAGCAUCUUAAGGGACCUGGAGGAUUGUAUAACUGUGACUAUCCUCCGGCACAUGACUAAUCCCAAAUCAUCUAUCAUGUCAGCAGAGAAGAGAGCUCGUCUGAGGAGUAAUCCAGUUAAAGUGCGCUUUGCAGAAGAGGUAGUGGUCAAUGGGCACACUCAGGGAAACUCUCUUCUCUUCCUGCCCAACGUUCUAAAAGUUUAUUUAGAGAACGGACAGACCAAGGCCUUCAAGUUCGACCACACUACUACUGUUAAGGAUAUUGUUCUGACUCUGAAGGAUAAACUCUCCAUCCGGGCCAUCGAGUACUUUGCCCUGGUUCUGGAGCAACAGUACAGCAUCACCAAGCUUCUGCUGCUGCAUGAAGACGAGCUUAUUCAGAGGGUGGUGCAGAAAAAGGACUCCCAUGAUUAUAGAUGUCUGUUCCGAGUGUGUUUCAUUCCAAGAGAUCCUAUGGAGCUGCAGCAGGAUGACUCCUUUGCCUUUGAGUACCUCUUUUUACAGAGUGUUGGCGACGUACUACAGGAGCGCUUUGCUGUUGAGAUGAAGUGUAACACUGCACUUCGUCUCGCUGCCCUGCACAUGCACGAGAGACUGGACAGCUGCGGACUGACCAGGACUUCCAUUAAAGCCAUUACGAAAGAGUUUGGCCUCGACAGCUUCAUUUCUCCAACGCUGUUGAGCAAUAUGAGGGAGAAGGACCUGCGGAAAGCCAUCAGCUACCACCUCAAAAAGAUCCAGUCCCUGCUUGAGCCACGGCAGAAGGUAAUAUCUGCUUCCCAGGCUCGGCUAGCGUACCUCACUCAGCUGGGAGAGCUCAUCUCAUAUGGGGGGAGAUCCUACUCGGCUACGAUGAUGCUUCAGGAGAGGGAGGUGUUGGUCAGCCUGUUAGUGGGAGCCAAGUAUGGGAUGAGUCAGGUCAUCAACCACAAGCUCAACGUGAUCUCCACACUGGUGGAGUUCAGCAGCAUCAGCCGCGUGGAGUUGCUCUCCGAGUCGGACAAAGUCAGUCUACUGCGCAUCUCGCUGCACGACAUGAAGCCCUUCGCCUUACUGAUGGACUCUCUGGCAGCCAAAGACCUAGCAUGUCUGCUGGGAGGCUACUGCAAACUCCUGGUGGACCCCUGCCUCAGUGUCUUCCGUAUGGGGCGCCCCAAAGUGAGGGUGCACCGUAUUCCAGCUGAAGAAGGUGUGUGUGGGAAGUUGGCCGUAGUAGAGGGCGUGUGCUAUGAAUCCCUAUCAAGAUACGUGUCCCGCUGCUGUAGUGACUUGGAUGACUCAACCGACGAGGACGACCCGAUGGACUCGCAGAAUUACAAACACCCUGACCCAGCAAGUCAAGACUGGGAGGAGAGACGGCGAGAGGAGCAGGAAAAGAGGAGAGAAGAGGAUAGGAAAGAGAGAGAGGAGCACAAAGGCAAGCAGGAAGUGAAGAUAAUUGUGACAACGGAUGGUCAGGACUACGAGGGAGAAGAGGACGGAGGUGCAACUGGAAGUGGUCUGCGUAAAUUGAGUGUGAUGGACGAGGAAAUGAAUUUAAAGACCACCUGGUAUCACACUGAUCCACGGGUUACCAGCAGCUUUUCCAGCUUGUCCAGCAGCUCGUUGAGUGCUGCCCUCGAUGAGAAAAGCCCUCAUUGUCUGGAUGCAUCACAACCUUCAGAUGCUCACCAACCCUAUCUGCUGGAACCAAAACUCUACCAAGGCCCGUCACGACCGACCAAUCUCAACUACAGGGCCAAUGACAACGCUUGUCUCUGCUUUGCUGAUCUCUCUAAAGCCAAUUUCCUCUCAAGCCCGUCUGGGGCUACGAGUGAUGAUGAUGAGGACGAGGAGGAUGAGGAGGAAGAGCAGGGAAGGGAGGUACUGAGACGCAUUUCUAAGAUCCCCAGUUCGAGAGAUCUCCGAAUGAUUGACAGCACGCCUUUUGACACAACGCUUAUUAAACGAAAGAAGAAAACCCCUCCCAAAGUCCCGGUGAGAACCAGUUCCAUUCCAGGCCACAAAGCACGACAGGCAGAGCAGCGCCUCUCCAAGGAUGAAGAGUGUCUCUUCCAAACUCCUUCCCCCAACCUCAAAACAGAUCUCUCGGUCAAAGAGAAUGCAUCCGAGUCGGAUGAAGAGUUUUUUGAUGCACAGGAGAGAUUCACUCCUCCAGUUCCUGAUCUUUCAGACGUAGAGCUGGCCGACCGGCGGAAUGCUAACCGGUUGAGCGGAACGUGGAAUUCUCUUCCAGCUGCCACGGGAAAAGAGCCAUCCUCACCCCUUUCCAAAAAGAUGCAAACUUGUAAAAUCAAGAAAGAGGAUGUAAAAGGUCCCACAAAUAUAGUUAACAACCUUGUCGGCAAAACAAAAGCUGCUGAGAAACACGACGUUAAAUCCAAACCACCAUUAGCACCUAAACCCCAGCUGCCUCCCAAGCCUCAGAUUAUACCACCCAAGUCUCCAAAGCAUGGGAAAUCAUACGCCCACUGCAAUGGGGACACCUCUGGACAUAUGUCUUCCAACCUCUUGGAGAUGGAGCCAGACACUAUGGAGUUCAAGUCGGUCACAUACGGGACGGGUGGGUUACCUCUGAUCACAGCAGUGCGAUGUAGCAAGCAGCCAUUACCCAGCACUGCGCUACAAACUGAGGAAAACGGGAGACCGCCAAAUGAGAAUGGAGGACAUGGGAUCCCUGCAAAAACGCCACCAAAUGUACCCGCUAUCCCUCGCUCUAAUUCCGGUACAAAGUUGUCUACCCCUCCUCCAGUACCACCUAAACCUACUUCUCCAAAGAUUUUCCACCCUUUAUCAUUACCCGCUAGCUCUCCAGUCUCCCCAACGGAUCCGAACAAAGGCGUCUUUACAGACAGCACAAGUCCAGCAAAUGGGAUUCACCCUUGGAGCAGCCGCAAUGGCAGCGUCCAGUCGGGUCCCAGGAGGGUCUCUGUGAGCCACGAAAGUCUGUCACCCAAAAACACAGAAACAUCAAUUGCCACUUCGCUCACCUCAAGCAACUCCAAAGGCCAGGCGAGUAGAGAAGAGCACAGAUUGGGGUCUGGCUCAGAUCUGAGGUGCAGCUCUUCCAGCCUUGGAGGCCGGCUGCCAGCCUCUGCCCUGAGAGGGAAGAUCCAGGCUCUUCCUUGGUACAUGACUCGCUCCCAGGAGAUUUUGGGGACCCUGGACUAUCCCUCCACCAGCUCUAUAAACGGAGACACAUCUGGGUUUGGCUCUGGUUUGUCAGUAGCAAGCGGUAUGUCCGACAUAAACAAGACCCCUGUGAAAGACAAAGAAACAGUGGCCUCAAAAUCAGGCGGUAGAGGGAAUAUAUUAGAGGAUGGAGCUGAGGUUGUCAUAGCAACCAUUAAGGAGGCUGAGGAAUUGAGCUCAUACUUGAGAAAGGUCAACGGGACCAACGGAUCACAUCCUAAUCUGAAUUUCCCAGGGAACAGUUCGCAAAGUGUUUCAUCUGAACAGCCUCAGUCGCGGUGCCACUCGGCAGUUGGAAUGGGGGGCAUUUCGAACAUGCAGCUCGGGGGAGACUCGCCGACACCUUCCCUCGAGGACGGCACCCCUCCGCAGCAUCAGCGGGAAGCCUGUGGCUGCCGUACCGUCUACGCCAACUGCUUCAGCGGCGACACUGAGGAUGGUAUCAGCUUCGACGAGGAGUUGACCGUCUACGAGUUCUCCCGUCGCACGCGUCCAAAGACGGCGAGACCCCCUCCCGUCCCUUCACCCACCAUACCCCCUCCGAAUCCCAAUAUCUUGUCUCUGCUAAAGGACAACCCUCGCCCGCUGUCUACCUUCUCCACUGCCUCCUCUGAGCUCAGUCCCUUAGUCUCGUGUCCUGUGUCUCCCACAACCUCGCUUGGGGGUCCUCUUCGCUCCCUCACCAACAAGAACUACGGCGGCCUGAAAGGAGGUUUUGCCUCCCUGCGACAUGAUAUAGAUCAGCUUUUGUUGGUCUUAGAGAGGGCGCUACCCGAGCACACAAACAAGAUGGAGGCCGACCAGAAUCACAACGGAUCUGAUGGCAACAGUACGGAAACAUGUUGCAUGGGAUCGAGCCCCACCAGCAUGACGGAGGCUGAGAGGACUCUUCUCCAAGCGGAGGCUCGACGCCUGGCGUCCGGGUGUCAGCGGGCCACUCGUGUAGGCUGGGCUCCUGACGAAGCCCUGCGGUCUUUAUCUAACAGCUUCGGCGCGUUGGUUCAGCUCUCAGCAGCUUGCAUGCGAACCAGUCCUUGCCCUGGUUGCGACAGCUGCCGUAACACAAGCUUGCUUCUCACGAGGGACCAGGGCGACGACAACCAGGAGCCCAUGGACAAGUUGAAAGAAAUCGUGGCUCUGUACCGUGAGUUCGUUGGGGCUGUGGAGACAGCCGGAACUGGGGGUAGGAGCGUGGGCCUAAACGGGUCUGGACAGAGCCAAGGAGAAGGUGACGGCGUGAGGCUGCUGGCCAAACGCUGCACUGUACUUAUUUCGUCCGUGUUUGCGCUCACACAACUCUUCCGGACGCCCACAUUCGUCGCCCCUGAUACUCCCAGUGGUGUACCUCUCAACUUUUAAGCUCGUGACAGACUGUUAACUUCAGAGGUGCGAGAGGAGUUAUGCGGAUCGUUUGUACAGUAAGUGCCAUGCACAGCACUUGACACAUACUGUAUCUACAUAACCCCGCCCACAAAACCCAAAAUGACAGAGGAAACUUUGCCCGGCCUCUUUGUAGAUGCAUAUGUACUAUGCAUUUGUACAUAGGAGUUUUAUAACUCUUAUAUUUCCCUUAUUUUAUUACGAUAUGUAUGUAAGGAUGGAUUGCCCGUGUAUGUAUUUAUGUAUUUAUUUUUUACAACAUUUGCACCGUGGUUAGAAAAAAAAGAAAAAAAUCUUUGGAUGUCACUGGAAUUUUCAUUUUUCCUUGUCUUGAAGACAGUAUUAUACAGGUAAAAGCCAGUAAAUUAGAAUAUUUUGAAAAACUUGAUUUAUUUCAGUAAUUGCAUUCAAAAGGUGUAACUUGUACAUUAUAUUUAUUCAUUGCACACAGACUGAUGCAUUCAAAUGUUUAUUUCAUUUAAUUGUGAUGAUUUGAAGUGGCAACAAAUGAAAAUCCAAAAUUCCGUGUGUC